CAGGGCUUAGUGGUCAGGGGCAGGGGCUCGGCGCCGAGGUCCUGGCCUUUGCCCCGUAACAGUUCUUACUGUGGGGGUGCAGGCCAGCUGCGAGUCUGGGGAGUGGCUGAGCUGUGGGCAGUGGCUGAGGAAAAGACCAAGACCUCCAAGCAACAGGCACUGCCUGCACCCAGGCUCUGACUUCAGCUGGCUCAGAAGUGGCCACAUGGACAGGGACUAAUUUUAACUCCAGCCACAGGAGCUUUGGCCACCACUGGGCAUAGGGAUUCGCCAGGGCUGCCAAGGAGCUGUUGGGUCAGCAGGAGGAAAAAUAGCUCGGUGUCCUUCCACACCGCUCCACGCCGCCCAGUGUGCAAGCUUGACCAGUCCUUUAUGGCCUGGCAGACAGCCUGCCUCUGGGGUCAAGGGCAAGGUCAAGGGGUGUAGACCGGAGGGCUGAGGGACAUGGCUUUUGUAGUCUGGUCAAGGGUUGCAUCAGCAGUGGCCUGGGGCUGGAAGGGCAAAGGCCGGCCUCAUUGCCCAAAGGUGGAGGAGCAGUCCUGAGCGUAUGAUAUAGCAAGUUCAGAGAACCAGGGCUUCCCAUGAGUGGCAAGUCCCAUGCGCAGCCAGUGACAUGCUGUUUGACUUUAGACAGGGAACCCAUGGUCCUCAGUCUCCCCAUCUGUGGGAUGACAACGCUGAGCUAGAAGGUUGAUCUGAACCUAGCUCCACGCUCCCAGGCCCUGCUUGGGACCCUUACUUGCCCCAUUUGCCUUAGAAGCACCCAGCUUCCUUCCCAGUCUUGGCUGUGGGUGGCCACAUGCAGCUGUGGGGAAGAAGGUCACUCGGGCUGGCACUCUCGGCCUCUUGGCUCCUCCUCAUCCUCCUGGGAGUGUGCCCCCUUCUUCGCUUGGCAGUGCCCCCCAAGCUUCUGCCAGGGCGCCCCCAAGGCUGGCCCCAUUGGCAAGAUGCUGCCUCCCUACCGAGUUUCUCUCGGCCAGGGGAAGUCCUGGAAGAUGCUGCUCAGCCUCCUCGAACCCCCCGAACCUCUUGGGGCAAUAACUGCACCUGGGGAGCCUGCUUUGACACCUCCAAGUGUAGGCGCAACGGUCUCAAGGUCUUCGUGCACCCCGCGGCUGGCCAGACCUCCAGGGCACAUCGCAGGAUCCUGGCUUCCCUGCAAGGUUCCCGGUACCAUACACCCAGCGCGGCGGAGGCUUGUCUCCUCCUCCUCCUUCCCAGUCCGGACCCUAGGGGAGCAUGCAGCCCCCCGCCUCUGCACCAGGACAGCGGCCGGAACAAUCUGGUCCUCAGUCUCCACCCAGCCUCCUGCCCCUGGCCAGGACAGGCGAUGGUGGCUGAGGCCAGCCCCUCAGCGGACACCUUCCGAUCUGGCUUCGAUGUGGCGCUCCCGCUUCUCCCGGAAGCCCACCCGUGGGUCGGUGGAGCUCCUGGCCAGCUGCGGCAGCACAGCCCCCAGCCAGGGGCCGCCCUGCUAGCUGUAGCAGAGGAGGGGGGCAGGUGGCGGACGGCAGGCACCCACACUUCUACUUGCGGCUGGGAUGGGCGCUGUGCGCAGGACCCAGGACUUCAGCAGACCCUUGCCGGGGAAACGCUGCCCAACGCCACGUUCUGCCUCAUCCCUGGCCGUGGUCCUGGUGCCUCGCGCUUCCUCCAAGCCCUGCAGGCUGGCUGUGUCCCUGUGCUCCUCAGUCCCCGCUGGGAGCUGCCCUUCUCUGAGGUCAUCGACUGGACCAAGGCAGCCAUCAUCACGGAUGAAAGGCUCCCACAGCAGGUCCUGGCGGCCAUCCGUGAAAUGUCCCCUGCACGGGUCCUCGCCCUGCGCCAGCAGACCCAGUUUCUGUGGGACGCCUACUUCUCCUCGGUGGAAAAGGUCAUCCUCACCACUCUGGAGAUCAUUCAGGACCGCCUCUGUGGGCCAUCUGCUCACCCUGCGCUGCUGUGGAACAGUCCUCCAGGGGCACUCCUGGCCCUACCCACGUUUUCCAUGAACCCCCAGGACUUCCCCUUCUACCACCUUCAACAGGGUUCCCGCCCUGAGGGCAGAUUCAGCGCCCUGAUUUGGGUGGGGACUCCUGGCCGGCCCCCGCUGAAGCUCAUCCAGGCAGUGGCAGGCUCCCAGCACUGUGCCCAGAUCGUGGUUCUCUGGAGCAGUGAGAGGCCACUCCAAGCCAGGUGGCCAGAGACAGCAGUGCCCUUGACAGUCAUUGAGGGGCCCAGGAAGGCCAGUGACCGCUUCUUCCCAUACAGUGCCAUCAGUACCAAUGCCAUCCUCAGCCUCGACGGCCACAGCAGUCUGUCCACAAGUGAGGUGGACUUUGCCUUUAUGGUGUGGCAGAGCUUUCCAGAGCGGAUGGUGGGCUUUCAGUCACACAACCACUUCUGGGAUGAGGCUCAAGGUGGCUGGGGUUACAGUGCGGAGGUGGCCAACGAGUUCUCCAUGGUCCUCACCUCAGCUGCCUUUUACCAUAGGUAUUACCACACGCUCUUCACUCACUACCUGCCCAAGGCUCUGAGGACCUUGGCAGAUGAGGCUCCCAUGUGUGUGGACGUCCUGAUGAACUUCCUAGUAGCUUCCGUCACCAAGCUGCCCCCUAUCAAGGUGCCCCAUGGCACGCAGCACCCGGAGGCCACUACUCUGGCUCCCGGAAAUUCUGCACCCGGGCCACAGCCGCAGCCCCCAGCCCUGGACUGCAUCAACCAGAUAGCGACCGAGUUCGGCAACAUGCCCCUGGUGUCCUCUCGCCUGCGUCUGGACCCCGUGCUGUUCAAGGACCCGGUGUCGGUGCAGCGUAAGAAAUACCGCAGCCUCGAGAAACCCUGAGACAGACGGAGAUGCCGGAGGCUGCACCUGCCUGCGGCACCCGAGAGAACCAAUCAAGACAGCCGCUGGCUAGGCGUCAUGCCCCGAUCGACCAAUCACGACCAGGACCUCUGAGGGGGCGUGGCCUCGCUCCCUUCCUGCGGGGCUAUGCUAGGCAGCGGCCAGUGCGCGGCGCUGUCCGCCAGGGCCGGUCCCCUUUCCUGGACCGCCUUGACUUCCCCGCUGAGCAAUGGGGUUCAUCCUCCUUGGUGCCCUCGCAAUCGCCGGGACUGGCACCGUGCACACCGCCUGGCCUGAGGGCCCUAGAGGGGAGAGUUGUGUCCUCUGUCCGCUGGCGUGGCGAAAUAGGGACAGUGUGCAAGAGAAAAAACUCUGUCCCCUCGCCGCGCCCUGGGGUUCCUAGUCUCCAAGGCUGCCCACAGGUGCUUGGGUUGUAAAGCUCAGUCCUCGCACCCUGGCAAAGAUUGGGCAGAGAAGCCAGGGGUCGGGAGAGGACUUAGGUGUUCCUAGCAGCUCGGGAGACCUUGGGCUCCGGCUUGGCCGAGCGCCCUGCGCUACCAAUCUUGGCCACGAGAGGUCAGCGUCGCACCGCAGUCCCUCCUCCAAGAUGAGUUUAGUCCUUCCUUGGGGGUGAGAGUUGAGACAGUCUCACUCUAGUUCAGGUUGACCUGGAGCUCACUGUGUAGCCCAAACUAGCUCUGAACUCGUGGCCACCUAUCUAUCUGUAUCUGCCUCAGCCAAAUUUUAGGAUUACAGUCGUGUGCCAUCAACCAAGCUCGGUUAAAAAUGAUGCUAGUGCACGCCUUUUAAUUCCAGCAGUUUGAGGCCACCCUGAGACUACAUAGUAAAGUCCAGGUCAGCCUGGGCCAAAGUGAAACCCUACCUU
This is a messenger RNA of Jaculus jaculus (lesser Egyptian jerboa), 3710 nucleotides long. It is a transcript of the gene Extl1, whose product is annotated as exostosin like glycosyltransferase 1. Bases 800 to 2824 code for a protein of 674 amino acids. The record is from RefSeq and is a predicted model, not a curated record. Gene Ontology annotation, cellular component: membrane. Gene Ontology annotation, molecular function: glycosyltransferase activity. The transcript has 11 exons. Lineage: Eukaryota; Metazoa; Chordata; Mammalia; Rodentia; Dipodidae.